AUGUCUAUUCCCCAGGGUAUUACUACUUCAAAGCCAAAUCAAGGUUAUGUGCAGUUAAAAUCAGAUCAUUCCUUAUUCACACUUUACAAAGAUUCUAGUUUCACUGCUCUUUUAGUCUAUGUGGAUGAUAUAAUUUUGGUUGGUGAUUCACUCGAUGAAUUUCCCCACAUUAAGAAGUUAUUGGAUGAUCUAUUCAAAAUUAAAGAUCUUGGCCAGUUGAAAUAUUUCCUUGGCAUUGAAGUAGCCCAUUCCAAUCGAUGGAUAACUCUUUGUCAACGCAAGUAUUGCCUUGACUUAUUACAAGACACUGGUUUACUUGGAGCUAAGCCUGCAAAGACACCUCUUGACCCUUCAGUCAAAUUACAUCAAGAUACCUCUCCACCAUUUGAAGACAUUGCUAGCUAUCGAAGAUCGGUAGAAAAAUUGUUGUAUCUCACCACCACUAGGCCAUAUAUUGCUUUUGUCACUCAACAACUUAGUCAAUUUCUGACUUCACCUACACAUGUUCAUUAUGAUACUGCUUGUCGAGUGGUUAAAUAUCUUAAAGGUUCCCCUGAUCGUGGUUUGUUCUUUAGCAGGACUUCAAAAUUGCAAUUGCUUGGUUUUAUUGAUGCUGAUUGGGCAGGUUGCCUUGAUACACAACGAUCUACUUCAGGGUAUUGUUUCUUCCUUGGCUCAUCCUUGAUUUCAUGGCGUGCCAAGAAACAACAUACUGUCGCUCGAAGUUCUUUUGAAGCAGAGUAUCGUGUCUUAUCCUUUGCUGCUUGUGAACUUCAAUGGCUUACUUAUUUGCUCGAAGAUUUGAGAGUGUUAUGCAUCAAGCCCCCUGUCUUGUAUUGUGACAACCAAAGCGCACUUCAUAUUGCUGUUAAUCUUGUCUUCCAUGAACGCACCAAGCAUCUCAAGAUCGACUGCCACUUUGUUCGAGAAAAGUUGCAAUAG
Trifolium pratense (red clover) is the source of this 942-nucleotide messenger RNA. RefSeq lists its product as uncharacterized. Bases 1 to 942 code for a protein of 313 amino acids. The record is from RefSeq and is a predicted model, not a curated record. NCBI's taxonomy places the organism in Eukaryota, Viridiplantae, Streptophyta, Magnoliopsida, Fabales, Fabaceae. The transcript has 2 exons.